Messenger RNA from Hyphopichia burtonii NRRL Y-1933, 1242 nucleotides. It is a transcript of the gene POT1, whose product is annotated as acetyl-CoA C-acyltransferase. Lineage: Eukaryota; Fungi; Ascomycota; Pichiomycetes; Serinales; Debaryomycetaceae. Gene Ontology annotation, biological process: phenylacetate catabolic process; fatty acid beta-oxidation. Bases 1 to 1242 code for a protein of 413 amino acids. Gene Ontology annotation, molecular function: acetyl-CoA C-acyltransferase activity. The record is from RefSeq and is a predicted model, not a curated record. The transcript has a single exon. Gene Ontology annotation, cellular component: peroxisome.
AUGGACAGAUUAAAUCAAUUAGCAGGUCAGUUAUCUCCUUCUUCUAAACAAUCUCUUUUACAGAAAAACCCCGAUGAUGUAGUCAUUGUUGCUGCUUAUAGAACAGCAUUAACCAAAGGGGGCCGUGGUAAAUUGAAGGAUGUUGGUUCUGAUUAUGUUUUGACCAAAUUUUUGGAGCAAUUUUUAUCCAAGACCAACGUUGAUGCUUCAUUGAUUGAAGAUGUUGCUGUUGGUAAUGUUUUAAACCGUGCUGCUGGUGCCUCUGAACAUCGUGGUGCAUGUUUGGCUGCCGGUAUUCCAAAUUCUGCUGCUUUUAUUGCUCUUAAUAGACAAUGUUCUUCUGGGUUAAUGGCUAUCAGUGAAAUUGCCAAUAAAAUCAAAUGUGGGGAAAUUGAUUGUGGUUUGGCUGCUGGGGUUGAAUCAAUGAGUGCUAACUAUGGUCCUGAUGCUAUUCCAAAAGUUGAUAAUCAUUUAAAAGAAAAUGCUGAAAUGGCCAAAUGUUUAAUUCCAAUGGGGAUUACUAAUGAAAAUGUUGCCGCCAAGUACUCUAUUCCUAGAAAUGUUCAAGAUGAAUUUGCUGCUGAUUCUUAUGCUAAGGCUGCCAAAGCCAUUGAAUCCGGGGCUUUCAAAGAUGAAAUUUUGGCCAUUGAAUCCUUUUUGGCCGAAGAAGAUGACGAUGAUAAUGUUACCUAUGAAAAGAUUAUUGUUGACACUGAUGAAGGUCCAAGAAAGGGGGUUACUGCUCAAUCGUUGGCCAAAUUAAAACCUGCGUUCAAAUCGGAUGGGGUUACUCAUGCUGGUAAUGCAUCCCAAGUUUCCGAUGGUGCUGCUGCCGUUUUACUUAUGAAGAGAUCAUUGGCUGAAGAAAAAGGAUAUCCAAUUGAAGGUAAAUUUGUUCUUUGUUCUGCCGUUGGGGUUCCCCCAGAAAUCAUGGGGGUUGGUCCAGCAGUGGCCAUUCCAACUGUUUUGAAGAAGGCUGGAUUAAAAGUUGAUGAUGUUGAUGUUUUUGAAAUUAAUGAAGCUUUUGCCGCACAAUGUUUAUACUCUGCUGAAGCUUGUAAUGUACCAAAGGAUAAAUUGAAUAUAAAUGGUGGUGCCAUUGCUUUGGGACAUCCAUUGGGAUGUACUGGGGCAAGACAAUAUGCUACUAUUUUGAGAUUAUUAAAGAAGGGAGAAAUCGGAUUAACCUCCAUGUGUAUUGGUACUGGUAUGGGGGCUGCUUCUAUUUUAGUUAAAGAAUAA